Branchiostoma floridae (Florida lancelet) is the source of this 1677-nucleotide messenger RNA. Its product is annotated as putative defense protein 3. The record is from RefSeq and is a predicted model, not a curated record. NCBI's taxonomy places the organism in Eukaryota, Metazoa, Chordata, Leptocardii, Amphioxiformes, Branchiostomatidae. The coding region runs from base 86 to 661 and encodes 191 amino acids. The transcript has 4 exons. Gene Ontology annotation, molecular function: oxidoreductase activity, acting on metal ions.
CAAUCUUAGCUUCAAACUUGACAGGAUUCGGUUGAGAACGUUUCAGUUCCCGAAGGUACCUCCAGAGCUAAAGAAAGACCCAAAAAUGUCUCAAUUUUGUCUUCCCGUUUUUCUGGUGUACUUCGCGGCGUGUUUCUUGCAGCGGGGCGCGUGUUUCCCUGGCGGAGCGCCGACCGACGCCUGUCAGAACCUGACGCCCGGGCACGUCAACAUCACCGCUAACUCCUCCGCUACUCCCUUCACCAUCAUGCCGGCCAGCAACACCUACCAACCCGGGGGCACACUGCGCGUUCAAAUAAUGGGUGCGUCGUUCAGAGGCAUACUGCUGCAGGCCCGAGACAGCACCAACCAGGCCGUCGGCUUCUGGUCGGACUUUCCCGACUUCACCCGAUCGCUGACGUGCAACAACUCCGCAGACUCCGUCACCCACCAGAACACUUCGGUAAAAGUCGCCGGAACCAACUUCACCUGGAACGCGCCGAGGAAUUCCCCCGGAGAUGUGUCUUUCGUCGCCACGAUCGCCAUGUCACGUGAGCAGUUCUGGACAGGCAUCACCUCAGACCCUGUCUCUGGAGGAACCCCAGUCAGCCUGCACUUGGGAGCUACAGUCCUCAGUCUGCUGAACAUCAUACUACUGACCAACUGGAUGGUAGAGGGCUAGCAACCACAUGUUGAUUUCUGUGAGGACUUUUGUAUAACAAUAAUUGUACUUUGAACUGGUGUCUUUCAGGUUAAAAUAUAUCCGUGCUUCCAUGCUGUGUAGCAGUAGCAGUUCUAAGGUUUUUUUUUUGUAAUCUACAUCUGUGUCUUUGUAUUUCUACUGUUAACCUAUGUAUAGAAUACACUUCAGAUUGGCUGUUCAUUUGGCUCAACUUGUUCUAAAAAUGAUAGGCUGUGUCACUUAGAAUUUUGAAGUCUGAGCUUACUGCAAUCUGUAGAAACCAUAAAAACAGCUUUGAACCACAAGGUAGAUGCAGAUAUAUGUAUCUCAAUAUCAAUGCGUAAAACUAAGUAAAAGUAUACUGUAAGAAAGUGUGGUGGAAGCUCUAAGCAUUAGUCUACAAACCAGAACUAAUGGAAUCUGUAGGAACCAUUUAUUUACAUAGACUACUGUACAGCUGUCUUCCGUAUUCAGUGGUAAUGACUGAGUUUCACGUUGAUGCCAAUGCAUCAAGUUGUGUACCUUCCAUAUUUGUGACGUCAAAGCAUCCUUAAAUGGAACUUUCUGAGAGUACAUAGUUUCCGACGACUUUCUUAGCCUUCUGUCUUCAUGUCUGACAAGUCUCCUUGACUGUGACAUUAGCUUAGAAACAUAACACAAGGCAGAUGCAAAUACAUGUAUCUGAAUGUCACCUACAUGUAUGUGUAACAUUAAGUAUUAGUACAAAUGUAUUUCCGCAAGUGUUAUGAAAAGUAUUAGUAUUAUUCUACUAAAAACAAAUUCUGUUUUCCAACAAUUGGAACUUGAAGACCUGUCUGUGUGCACAUUAUAAUUAUAGGUAUUGUAUAAGAUUGGAUUGUUUUGCUUUCUUUUGUUAUAGCUACAGCAAUGUACAGGAAAGUAGCAGGUCUUAUUGUAUUCAAUUACUUGUCAGUGGUAGGUCUAUGUUCAGUUAUUUUAAACAUAUAACAGUGGGUUGUUUUGUUUGGUUGUACAUGUAGCUACCAUAAUUUUAA